AGCAGGCAACAGGUGAGCUCGUCAGCUCUCUCUCACUUGACACAUCGCUGGGCUACAAGCAGGGGAAAAAAAAAGCAGAGCUCUCUCUUUGGGGAAAAAAACACUCAUCGCAGUGACUGUGGAGGAUAAGGAUUUAUCGUAACACCUCCCUGUGAAACCCAACUUUCAGGGACAGCCAAGAUGUUUAAAAAGAAAUCCAAGAAUAUAACUCCCCCCAAAACCAAAAAGGUGUCCUCGAAGCUCACACAGCUGAUUGAACGACUGCAGAAGAAUGCAGAUAAUGUGGAGAAGAAUAUCUACAAGGUUGAGGAAUGUCUGCUUCAAGAUGUCAGGCGGAUAGAGGAAGGGAAGGACUUCAUAUUCCGUGAGGAAACUACCAAGUUAAUGGAUGAUUCAGAUACAAUACUAGCGGACCUUCAGGGUGAUGCACAAACAGCGGUUGCUGAGAAACAUCCACAGUCUGACAUGAUUGUUGAAGAUAUCAAGCAGUUGAAAGAAAGAAUAAAUAAGCUGCGAGGCGAACAUAAUAAGGUCUACAACCUCACCCGAACAGAUGGAAUUCCUACUAUUAACUGGGUCAAAAUGAUCGAGGAGAAACAAGCAGAACUGAACAACCAAGGCUUUGGCAAUGAGCUGCCAUUUGUCGAUCAGCAAUUGGAACACCACAAGCUCUUCACUAAAGAGGUUGAAACAAUUGGGGAUCAUAUCAACAAGAAUGAAGACCAGGAAUAUAUCAGCAACAUCCAGCUGAAGUACAACAAACUAUUGAAAGGGUCGCAGCAGCGGCAGAAGGACUUGGGAAGCCUCCGUGACUACAUGCAGAAUUGCACCAAUGAGCUGUACUGGAUGGACACCCAGGAGGAAGACCGCAUACGUAAUGACUGGAGUGACCAGAACUUAGACUACAAAAGCCGCCACCGUCAGUAUGAGAGCUUUGUGAACCGACAUUUGGAGGCUAAGGAAGCUGCCAUUAACAAGCUUCAUGAUGAUGGUAACAAACUGUUACAGGCAAAUCACCCGGGAAGGAACGCGAUUGAGGCACACAUGGAAGCUGUACAUGCCGACUGGAAGGAAUACCUCAACCUGCUGAUCUGUGAGGAGAACCAUCUCAAAAAUAUGGACGACUACCACAAGUUUUACAAAGAUUCAAAGGAUAUGCAGGAUCUCCUCAAGAAAGUUGACGAUGAUCUGGAUCAUAAGUACAAUCCAGAAUUUAAGGAUGAAUUCCAGCUUCAAACCAUGCUCCGUGACCUCGAAGACCAGGACCGGGCUCUGGACAAGUACGAUGAUGCGGUGAAAACCCUGAAGAAACGCAGCCAGCAGGUGCUGCCUCUCAAAUAUCGCCGUGCAAACCCUGCCAAGCCCGUCCCAGUGGAAGCGCUUUGUGACUUUGACGCAGAAGAAACACAUAUCCAGCGAGGGGAGAGGUACACACUGAAUAAGAACAUCAAUGGAACUCACUGGGAGGUGUCUGAUACAGCCGGUCACAAGCAGAAGGCUCCCGCUGUUUGUUUUAUAAUCCCUCCGACUGAUCCUGAGGCAGUGGCAAUUGGAGACGACAUCAGCAAUCAGUACAAUAGCGUCAAGCAGAAGAGCAGCACCACCAAGAAUGUGCUCCAGAAACACUACAAUGAGAUGAAGCAACCUAACAAGCCAGCGGUGAAGAUCCCCCAGGUGCCCGUGUCAAAUUCCCAAGAUACCCUAUGCCUGAAACUGCUGUCAGACUUGGAUAAAAUUCAGAACAGUGUGACCAAACAGGAGAAGGCAAUUCAGUCCUGUACACGGCCGCCACUGGAGCACAAAAAGCCUAUCCAGGACAGCAAAGAGCGCAUUCAGGACCUAAAGAACAUCAGUGGUUCCAUCAGCCAAAUUGAAAUAGCAAAGAUGUCGAAGGAAAGAGAAUGCCAGGGUUUUCUUUCACAGUACCCACAAGUCGCUGGUGCACCUCAGCUUCGCACCAAACUGGACGACACAAACAACAAGUUUGACCAGGUCAGCCUCCUGCUCAACUGCUCUGAGGAGAAGGCUCAGGCUGCUAACAAGUUGGAGAACACCCUCCAGAAAGCCAGAAACACUUUGUCAGAAUAUGAAAACAAAUUGCUAAAGGAUCAGACUGUUCCGGAUAGUACCUGGGGACUGGAUACCAAGAAGCAGGAGCUUGAAGCCAUGCGCUCAGAGCUCAAAUCCAAGAAACCAAUUCUACAGGAGGCUGAGCAGAAUUUGAAUACUGUGAAGAGAACCUGCAAUGUGCUGACUGACAAUUUUCAGGAGCAUUGCCCAGAUGUCGAGCGACAGGCUGCCGAGGUCAAGAAGCUCAACCAACGCUAUGACAACCUCAACAAGCAACUGGACAUCCGGUCUGAAAGUCUACAGAAGGCCAAGAACGCAUACACGGAUUUCCGGAGUGGCAGUGAUGCUUUAGACAGCUGGCUCUCCAAUGUACCUAACUACGAACCUCGGGAAACGGAUAGUGCUAAAACUAUUGACAAUAAACUGAAGAAUCAAAUGCGUGUUUUAACGGAUAUUACCAACAAGGAGCCCGAACUUGCAAAAGUAUCCAAUAAUGCACAGCAAUAUCAACAGGCAGCUAAGGAUUACGAACUUGAGGCUGAGAUGUUUAAAUCACUGAUCAACCCAGAUGAUGCACAAGUGACCUCCAAAAAACCAAAAUUCACAUCACCAGCUAACAAGAUUAAAGACGAGGAAACUGCCUUAGCCACCAAAUUUAUAGCAGUGAAAUCUGUGAACGAUCAACGCAUGCGGAACUUAGAGUUUGCACAAGGCUUGUUGAAACAGCAACCAGAAAUGGAACAGGUCCAGCAACAGGUUCAAUCAAGAAACUAUGCUGCGGCGCCUAAUGAUUCCUUCAGGCAUGAUAAGCAAUUGAAAGAUGAGAUGCAACGCAGGCAAGAAAUGGAGAAUGAAGUUAAGAAAGUACAGCAAGAAAUUGCAGCCCUGGAAGGUCAAAAGCUCAAGGGGUCAUUGGUCAAGAAAGAGGUCGUCAAAAAGAUUGCUGACCCGCAGCUAGAUGAGGAGAUGCAUAGGGUUGAGGUGGCAUUAGCAGAUGAACAGUUGCAAAGCAAAUCCUUAGACAAUGAGCUGGAGGUCUUGCGCCGUAAGCUACUUUCUCUGGAGCAAGGAAAGAAAGACCCUGCCAAGCAAUACGUGGUCAAGGAGGUUCUUCGAAUUGAGCAAGACAAGGAUCAGGAAAAUGAGAUACUGAGACUGAAGGAAGAGCUUGAAGGGAUCAAAAGGCAAAAGGCGACAAAGCAAAGUGAAAUUUUGCUGCUUCAGAAACGUCUCCACGUUUUGACCGAAGAGAAAAGCAAGGAGCAUGAAAAGAUCACAGAAAAGGAGGUGUUCAAAGUAAAAAAUGAUCCACGGUUAGAGACAGAGUUUAAACACCUCCAGGAUAACAAGCAACAUGAAAACCUCUUACGGCAGCAGAAAGAGGAGGAGUUAAGUGUGCUUCAGGAAAAGCUGCUGCGACUGGAAACGGAAAAAGCCAAGGAGGAGGAGAAAGUGACAGUGAAGGAAGUGCUGAAGAUGGAGAAAGAUGUGAAUUUGGAGAGAGAGGUUAAUAAUCUUCGACUCCAACAUGAAGAUGAAAUGGCCAAAAAACGUUCCCAUGAUCGAGAGAUUACUGAUCUUGUGAAAAGGAUCAAGAUUCUUGAAGAAGAAAAGGCAAAACCUGUUGUUCAAGAGAAGGUGCGCGAGAUUGUCCGACCUGAUCCGAAUGCUGAAACUCAGGUGGCUAACCUGAGGACCGAUCUGAUUGAGCAGCAGAGAAGAUACAAAGAUGCUGAACAGCAGCUGAAGAGUAUCCAUGAUGAAAUCACACAUUUAAAAGACAAAGGUCCAGAAGUUGAGAUAAAGGACAACAUAAAAGAAGUCACAAAGUACAAACCAGAUCCUGAAACUGAGCAGGAAUUGGAGAGACUAAGAGACGAGGUAGUGGACAAAUCACGACAAGUGGAAAGAGCUGAGGUAGAAAUAAGUCAGUUAGAAAAAGAGAUUGUGAUGUUGAAGAAUAGUAAACCUCAAGUUCAAACAAAGGAAGUUGUCAAUGAGGUCCUUCAGUACCGUGAAAAUCCAAAGACCAAAGAGGAAGUGACAUUCCUUAAGGCCAAACUAACAGAAGAACAGAAAAAACAACUGGAGCAAGAGAGAGAAAGAACAUUACAUGAGGAAAACAUCCAGCUGAAGAAGAAAGAUCUGGCAGAAGUAAGAGAGAAAGUGGUGCACCAAGAGGUGGUGAAGGUAGAACAAGAUCCAGCCUUAAAGGCAGAAUGUGGUACAUUGGCAAGCGAAAUUGAGCAGGAAAGGAGGCAGAAGGAAAAUUUGAAAGCCCAGAUCCAUACGUUGCAACUUCGAAAAUCUGACUUGGAGGAACAGCUGCAAGAGCUUGAGGCAGAGAGGCAGUCUCGGCGAAAUGCUGAGCUGGAGGUCAAGAGAUUAAGAAUAAAGCUCACUGACCUUGAGAAGAAAGAGAAGGAGGUCCGAGAUAAAGUGACAGUAAAGCAAAAGGUGGUUCUGCAGCAAGAUCCUAUGCAAGAGAAAGAAGUUUCGCUGCUCAAAUUGCAUGUGGAAGAUGAAAAAAUAAAUCGAAAUGCACUUGAAAAUAACCUCCAGGCCCUAAAACUUAGACAGAUAGAACUUGAAACAACGAAAGUCAAAGAAAAAAAUAUUGUUACAGAGAAAGUCCAAGUAGAGAGAGACCCUGAGACAGAGUUGGAAGUUGAACGCCUUCGGAAAAAUUUGGAGGAAGAGGGAAAACUGAAGCAUGAGCUGCAGAAUGAACUUGACCACCUGAACGCUAAACUGUCAGACUCUGAAUUCAAGGACACAAGGGGUCAGAAGGACUUGGAGCAUUUGAGAGAGGAGAAUAACAAACUACAGAGGGAAAACCAAAAUCUGGUAAAUGAAUGCAGACGACUGCAAUCUGACAUCCAGGUAACCAUUCAACAAACCCAAGAAGUCAAAUCAGAAAAGUCAAUGUCACCUGCUGGUAACUCAGGCAUUAUGGAGUCACAGUUAGCAUCCCUACAAAGGGAGUUGGAUGAUCUAAAACGGACAACAACAUCCAAGGAUAAUGAAAUUUCAAAAUUGGAGAAGCAAUUAGCGGCAAUGAAAACAAAGAGAGAACAGCGGGAGAACAGUUUAAAGCGUCACAUCGUAGUAAUAGAUCCAGAUACUGGCAAAGAAAUGUCCCCACAAGAGGCCUAUAGGCUUGGCCUCAUCGACUGGAACAUGUUUAUCAAUCUUCAAAGUCAGGAAUGUGACUGGGAGGAGAUAACAGUGAAAGGUCCUUCUGGAACUUCCUCAGUUCUCCAUGACAGAAAAUCUGGGGAGAAGUAUUCCAUUGAUAAGGCUUUACAGAAGGGAAAGAUUACCGACAAACAGUUUAAACAGUACAUCAAUAAGGAAAUUCCCAUCCAUGAAUUUGCAGUCCUGGUGUCAGGAAAAUCUGAAGAGACACAUUCGCCAUCUCCAGCAGUGUUCAACAACAUCAGUAAAGCAGAUAAUUAUCAUCCAAAUACUUCCACCAGCUCUAGCCAACAACAUUCCUUCUCUUCGACUGAACCAAAACAGCAGCCAAUUGGAGGUAUAUUUGACGUAGACACAGAUCGGAAAAUGUCCAUCACCAAUGCAGCUAACCGAAAUCUCAUUGACACAGACACCACUCUGAGGCUUCUCGAAGCCCAAGCUGCAACUGGGGGAAUUAUCUACCUGGAUGAUGGCAGUAAAUAUGAUGUGAAGAAGGCUGCAGAGCUUGGCCUGAUCGAUGGUGCACUUGUACAGAAGCUAUCCAAUGCCGAGGGCGCUUACAAAGGUAUUGAGGAUCCUAAAACCAAGAAACUGCUUUCAGCUGCGAAGGCAGCAGAACGUGGCUGGCUUUACCCCGAGGCUGCAGAGCGGUAUUUGGAAGCACAAUACCUAACCGGAGGUCUGAUUGAUCCUGAAACAUCUGAGAAAACUUCACUAACAAGAGCAAAAUCAUCUGGUCUAAUAGAUGAAAGUAUGGCCCAAAAACUCAAAGAUGAGAGCUCUUAUCCUAAAGAUCUGGUGGAUCCGAUUAGCAAACAUCACAUUAACUACAAGGAAGCUUUGGAUAUAUCCAUUGUUGACCAGCAAACUGGGCUGCCGCUGCUACCUGUCUCCUCCAGGUCUUCCUAAUCCCUUUUCCUUCAAGCAAAGGCCAGAGCACAAUCAACUACAGCUAUCAACAUAUGGACCCACUCGAAAACAGAAGAACACUGCAUUGGAACUAUUGGAUGAAACAAGUUGAAUUUAUUUGGGUUGGGGGCAAGCUACCUGAAUUUAUGCCAAUGUUAAUGUAAGCAGCUAUUACUACUAUUUCAAUUUUUUUUCCAGAAGCUUUUAUAUCGUAAAGGACAUUUCUUUCUAAUUUUUUGCUGUAGGUGUAUUAAAUGCAGCUAACGUAUGUAAAAAGAAGAAAUUAAAUUGGCCCAUGUCACAGUUGAACCUUGUUGGCAAAUAUUACACACAAGUUGGUCCCUGUUCUGCGCAUGCAUUUGCUGGUGUGAAGUCCCUAUCCACCCCACCUAAUGCUUGGAAGGAGUUUCUUCAGUUUUCAUUGCUGGGGUGGGCUUCUAAUCGCUUGUGUACGAGCUGCACUGCCCUAGCCAGGCCUGACUGGAUCCAGCCUUGUGGUUCCCCCAAGGAGCAAUGGAGCUGAAGAAAUGAUUCAUCUACAGUUUUCAGCUCCCAAAGGAGUCACUUAGCUUUCAGGCAGGGUUAUUGGUCUCAUCCAGUCUGAAGGUCAGUUACUAUAGUCUGGUAAAGCAUCAGGGCCUUUCGGAAGACCUUCAUGGGUGUGAGCUCCACCGAGGCUUUUCAAGGCUGGGAAGAGAAUUCGUUGAGGAAACCAUUGAUAUAACGGGGACCAGGCAGAAGAUUUACCCGUGGUGCUACCCCCAGUGGAAUUUCAAAAGCCAGGGCAGAAUUUCAUCAGAGGCAGAUUCCACCCUAAACUCCGACUCCCCACUCGGCCGAUAUCAAGUUUUUCCAUUUUCUGCUCCAGGACUUUUGAGGCCUUUAACUUUUGCGCUAAGCUUAUUAAGAAAGUUAAAGCAAAUCUAGAAAAGAGAUUUUAUGACAUGAUGCUCCACCCCAGAAAACCCUUUUACACAAUAUGUUGUAUUGGACACCGAAGAGAAACAAACACCGCUUUUCGUUUCCAAAAGAGGUUUGUUUUUGCCCACAAGAAAUUAAAGAAUUUAACAAUGAUGAGCCGAGUCUGCAAGACCCAAAAACCAAAUGGGGAACAAAAAAACUUGAGCAAAUUUAUUCAUUCUGUUUUAGGAAUCAAAGAUGCUUUCAUAUGGGAGAAUGCAGCAGAACAAGAAUAUAUGAAUAAGUGAGUUUGAUUGGAAGGCCUCAAACCUGAAUUUCAUUUUCCAAGGGAUGAAAUAUUGUGGUCUAACUCUGCUUUAAAAAUAACCCCAUCACAGAGAAUGGAAGUGACAAGCAAUUUUUGUAGUCCUUUUUGUAAGAACAACAUUUCGGUGUACUAUAACUUGCAUUUAUGGUAUCUUUUCUUUCAGGGAAUAGAAUAAUUGAAAGGGAUCUGUUUAUUUAUAUUAGAGAAAUUAAAAAAAAAAUCUGUUCUA
Molecule: messenger RNA, 7634 nt
Organism: Carcharodon carcharias (great white shark)
Lineage: Eukaryota; Metazoa; Chordata; Chondrichthyes; Lamniformes; Lamnidae
Gene: ppl
Product: periplakin
Exons: 23
Coding region: 181-6177 (1998 amino acids)
Biological process (GO): intermediate filament cytoskeleton organization; wound healing
Cellular component (GO): cytoplasm; cytoskeleton; membrane
Molecular function (GO): structural molecule activity; cadherin binding
Source: RefSeq, a predicted model, not a curated record